Messenger RNA from Seriola aureovittata, 1669 nucleotides. RefSeq names its product junctional sarcoplasmic reticulum protein 1. The record is from RefSeq and is a predicted model, not a curated record. The transcript is spliced from 8 exons. The coding region runs from base 1 to 996 and encodes 331 amino acids. NCBI's taxonomy places the organism in Eukaryota, Metazoa, Chordata, Actinopteri, Carangiformes, Carangidae.
AUGGCUUACAAUUUACCACAACCUGUGGCAUUCUCCUCCUCUCGGCACUGUCCUGGGAUCACCUGUGCUUGGCUGUCAGACAGUUUAGAGCAUGACUCUGCUGCCAUCACAGCAAAGGAACAACGGGCCUCUGUGACAAAGGUUCCCCGACGCUGCCCAGGGGACCCCAAAUGUGGAGGCAGGGAAGGGAUGGAAGAAAGCUAUGAGACAUUUGAGGAGGAGUUAGGGCCACCAAGAGCAGAUCCUCCUCCACAGAAGCCUGUUCGACAGAUCCACAGACCAGAAAUGUACGCUCCAAGAAAAAUUAGAGAGGAAAUGGCUCCAGUUUCAAAGCAGCCAAGAUCAGAACUCAAGACUUUACCCAGAGAACCCAGCUUCCCCAGGACAACAUCCUUGCAUAAAGCCUUGUCCAUCCAAAACCUGACGCAGAUUGAAACACCGUGGGAGAAUGUCACUCUGAACCGAUGUCUGUUUGUGGCCAUUACCAUCCUGGUGCUGACCUCAGGCUUUCAGAGGCUUCAUGAAACUUUGCGUGGUCAGGGGACAGUAGAGGAGGAAGAAGUUGGACUGACGGUGAGGCGGUCAGGCACAUUGCGACACAGAGGGCAACCACCUGAGCCUGAGACAUCUCUGUGGGAAGUCAUGUUUUGGUGGCUGCCAGACUUUGAUGACGAAGAGGAUGAGGAGGAUGAGGAGGACGAUGGAGAAGUCAGAAGAGGGAUGUCAAAGAAAGGAGCAAUGGCAAGAACAUCAAGAGGUCUCAGAAACAAGCCGCUGCCAGACAAAAAACUCAUGAAGCAAAGAGAUGGGAAAUUAAAGGACAGGAGAGCCCAGAAAACCAGGGAUGAAGAAACCAAAGACAAGAAAGACAGAGAUAAAAAGAAGGAUGUUGAAGAAGCAGUGAGCGAGGAAGAUGAAGACGAUGGGGAGACAGCGCCCAAGAAGAGUAGAAAGUUGGAGGAAAAGAAAGAGAAGAAAAAAUCUCAAAAGGGAUGAGUUGAUUCUUUCUAUCAGACACAAAUUAAUUUUCUAAUUCACCUACAUUGAUUUAAUAUUUAUUAAAGGAGGUAAAAACUUUUUUGUCAAAUACUGACACUCAAAAAUGAUCUCUGCCUUCAGUUAAAUCGCUGAACUUGUGUUACAGCUUUUUUGUUGUUUUGCUUGAUUGAUGACUGUGUGAAAGAGCUUUGAUUUACCAGUGAAGUUGUUUGCAGUUUCAUGGACUUGAUAAUGCUGCUUCAUUUGAAAUGUUCAUGUCAUUACUUGAUUGUUUUUUUUUUUGUGUUAAAAGACUUGAGACCUCUGUGGUCGGCUACUGAUGAAGCCAGAACUCUCCAAUUCACACAGAAGGGAAAGACUAGGGGCAACAAGGAUCAAGCUUUUGUUUCUAUUCAAAAUUUUGACCAAUAUGUCAUUUUUGACCCCCACUUGUGUUAUCUGAGCUGCUUCCAAGAGCCCAGUUAAAGGGUCUUCUUUGGUUAAUUCAUGCCUAUAUGAUCACAAGUAAUUCUGAGCAUAAAUAUUUCAGGAACUUCUGUGUUGCUCUUCUUUUUACAAAAUGUGUUUCUUCUGCUAUGACCCACUCACACGAUCACUUGAUUCAUCCAUAAAUCGUUCUGUGUAUGAUGACUUCGUAAAAGCACAGACUUCAAGAUGCAAAUGUUUUUUU